Molecule: messenger RNA, 698 nt
Organism: Anopheles coustani
Lineage: Eukaryota; Metazoa; Arthropoda; Insecta; Diptera; Culicidae
Gene: Dph3
Product: diphthamide biosynthesis protein 3
Exons: 1
Coding region: 191-448 (85 amino acids)
Biological process (GO): protein histidyl modification to diphthamide
Molecular function (GO): metal ion binding
Source: RefSeq, a predicted model, not a curated record
CGAAACUAUUUGCGGACACCAAAAUACGCAACAUGAGGUCAGCAAUGUGCGCGGGAAGUAAAAAUAAAUCCUGAAACUGUUCUGAAUGCAGCCAUCAUAAGACGACGUUCGCGCGCGCCAUCAUUCGCUAGCUCACAGGCUGCAGAUUGUACGCGAUGCUGUGUUUUGCAUCUUCAGUCGUGCCAUCGAGAUGAGUGUGUAUCACGAUGAGAUCGAAAUCGAAGAUUUCGAGUACGAUGAGGAGGAAGAGAUGUACUACUACCCAUGCCCGUGCGGGGACCGAUUCCAGAUCAGCCGCGAAGAGCUAAUAGCCGGCGAAGAAAUAGCCACCUGCCCCAGCUGCUCGCUGAUAGUGAAAGUAAUUUACGACCCGGACGCCUUCGCAGCCGAACAGGACGAGGCCGAAGUGAAUAGUAAUGCGGUGGUGGAACAGUUGGAGAAAAACUAAACGUACGAGGGAGAAAUGUUAUUAGUGUAAGCAGAAAUGUUUAUGGUAUAAGUAAAAACCAUGCUUAGCAGAGUAAGCAUCUUGUUUUUCUUUCUUUUGGGUUCUAUUGUUUGUAUCCAUUUUUAAAGAUGUUGUUUUAUUAAAAGAAAUCGGAUAAAGAUGUUAGCAAUUGGGUUUAAAAAAUAACAUUUGUACAUUAAUCAGCGACACCAAAAGAACCAUAAAAACGUUCAAAACAUUAAAUUACAAU